Messenger RNA from Rotaria sp. Silwood2, 804 nucleotides. The record is from the annotation of a GenBank genome assembly. Lineage: Eukaryota; Metazoa; Rotifera; Eurotatoria; Philodinida; Philodinidae.
AUGGCUCAAAAUUCAGCAGUGAGAAUGUUUCGUAUCGCUACGAUUAAUGUUCACGGAUUUAUCAAUCCAUGGACAGGUCGAAGCAACGUACACUCUUUGGUCUCAGUACUUGCACCACUCGAAUUCGAUCUGAUUGCUUUAGAAGAAGCAACAAACAGUACGGAUUCGAGGAUACUUCAAGAUUAUCUUUCCUUACCUCAUUCAGUUUUUGGAGCAAGCUAUAAUUCUACCCAUGGCAAUGCCAUUCUCUCGCGUCAUCCGAUCGUAUACAGCAUGAAUGUCAUUGCUGAUCAUCGAUGUCGUGGUGGUACCCGAGCAAUGUUACAAUUCAAUCUCGGUGGUAAUCAUCCUUUUGUUGAAAAUCGAAGAUUUGCCGUAACACAUUUGGAUCAUAUCAAUGAAGAUGAUCGAAUUGUUCAAAUGAUUUCUUUUGCUCCGCAUCAUAAAAAUGUCAGCAUUUUAAUGGGUGAUAUGAAUGCAGUGACACGUGAAGAUUACUCUGAUGAUUAUUACCAGCAUAUUGUUUUCGAUAAACGAAAAGAAGCUCGAUGGGAAUUACCUCGUUUCGAUCUCACUCGUCUCAUAACAACAAGUUUCGGUUUUCAAGAUGCUUUUCGACAAGCUAAUCCAGAACUGAAAGAUGAACAAGUGGCGACGUGUCCUUAUGGCACACGAAUUGAUUACAUCUUCUGGCGUCCAUUGAUCAAUGAUGACUGGGUAUUAAAAGAUUGUUCUCUUGUUGAUACUAAACAGGCCACUGAUCAUCAAGCAGUCAUGGCCAUAUUUGAAUGUCGACAGAAAUAA